CACACGUUUUCAUCACACUUUCUUAUUUCUUAUUUUAUAUUUCUUCCUUUUCUGCUCUGCAACAAAAGCCUCUUUCAACCAUUUACAUCACCGAUUCAACACACCCUCCUUCCUCCCCAUACAUCAUCACAUGAGUGUGUGUGUGUGUUUCGUUCACGAAUGCAAAAGAGGAAAGAGAACGAAGGUGGUGUUGAGUAUAUAGAUUAUAUAGUAAGAGGGGCUCAUCGCAUGUUUGCUUCACGCAAGCAACUAAAUAUGUGGGGGUUAACCCUUUCCCUCCCUCGCGUGGCUUUAAAGACUUCUUCUAUAUACCCUUUUUAAAUAAUCAUCAUUAAAAUACUAACACCCCACCAAACCCUAAAUUCCUACAAUAUUACAAACUUCCCUCCUUCUUCUUCUUCCUCUUCCUUUUCCUAUUCUCCCUCUUCCUUAACUUAAUCCCUUCCCUCCCUUCAAAACUCAUGAUCUUACACUAACCCUAGCUAAACCAAACAAAAAAAGCUACGACCCUUUAAAGAUGAGUAUAAACUCUAGUUGUAGUGGUGGCAACAAUAGUAACAAUAACAAUGGUGGUGGUAACAGUAGUGGUGGUAGCCCUUGUGGAGCCUGCAAGUUUUUGAGGAGAAAGUGCGUGCCUGGUUGCAUCUUUGCUCCAUACUUUGAUUCGGAGCAAGGUGCCACGCAUUUUGCGGCGGUGCACAAGGUUUUUGGUGCUAGCAACGUUUCCAAGUUGCUCCUUAACAUUCCGGUGCAUAAGAGGCUUGACGCGGUGGUCACAAUUUGCUAUGAAGCACAGGCACGGCUUAGAGACCCUGUGUAUGGUUGUGUUGCUCAUAUCUUCGCACUUCAGCAACAGGUGGUGACUUUGCAAGCAGAACUUUCCUACUUACAAGGGCACCUUGCAACCCUAGAGUUACCCCAACCCCAACCACCACCACCACCUUCUUCUCCACAAGCAACCAUGGCACCUCCGGUGGUCUCAGUAGCUGAACUCCCAUCAUUAACCACUUAUGACCUCUCAACACUUUUUGAUCCCAUGGCCCAGACUCCUUCAUGGGCCCUGCAGCCCAACAGGCCCAUAGACUCACGUCAAUAUAUGGGUAGUAGUGGCACAUCAACCACUACUAGUGCUAGUGCUAGUGGUGGUGAUCUUCAAGCAUUGGCUUGUGAGCUUUUGCAUAGACAUGGAUCUUCCCCUCUUGCAUGCUCUAAUCCCUCUUCCUCUCACAACAUUUCCAAAUGAAUAUUCCUUGACUUAUAUAAUCCACUAAUCUUUGUCUUCGCUUCAUAUGUGGAAGACUAGGAAUCAAGAGAUCUUGAAUUUUCAAUGUUUCAUAUGAGAAAGUAAUUAAUAUAAUGGAUCUAUAUUUUUUUUUAA
Molecule: messenger RNA, 1378 nt
Organism: Cajanus cajan (pigeon pea)
Lineage: Eukaryota; Viridiplantae; Streptophyta; Magnoliopsida; Fabales; Fabaceae
Product: LOB domain-containing protein 18
Biological process (GO): positive regulation of DNA-templated transcription; hormone-mediated signaling pathway
Cellular component (GO): nucleus
Source: RefSeq, a predicted model, not a curated record